This is a messenger RNA of Sorghum bicolor (sorghum), 1372 nucleotides long. RefSeq lists its product as uncharacterized. Lineage: Eukaryota; Viridiplantae; Streptophyta; Magnoliopsida; Poales; Poaceae. The transcript has a single exon. The record is from RefSeq and is a predicted model, not a curated record. The coding region runs from base 151 to 1209 and encodes 352 amino acids.
GUGUACACUGUCGUACAAGCAACUCCUUCGCAUCACUGUCACUUACUCAACAUCGUCCCUCCCUCCCAGCUCCCGCCAUGGAUGAUCAUCGCCGCGACCAACCCCUCGCGCCCAGCGUACACGUCCACCUUUUAAGCCUCACAAAAGGUGAUGGAUCGAUGGCGAGGCGAGCACCCCAAGAAAACAUCGAGCAAAGCCAUUAUUGACGACACCGGACCAGUUUCCGUUGUUGCAACUAACCACCACCGGCCGACCGGCGAUCGAGCCAUGGGCGGCGGCACUCCGCGCAGCAGCAUCGGCCACAUCCUUCCCGGCGCCGGCUUCCUGGCCGUCGGGCUGUGGCACCUGUUCAACCACAUCAGGCUCUUCUCCCUGCGGCCCGACGCGUACGUGGCGCCAGUCUGGUUCCCGGCGCCGCGCGUCCGCCACCUCGAGCUCAUCCUCGUCAUCGCCGGCAGCGCCGUCGAGUUCGCCAUGGAGAUGUUCGUGGACCACUCCACCUUCCUGCCGUUCGACGCCGACGGCUCCAUCCCGUCCGACCGGCUGCACAACCACGAGCACGCCAUCAUCUGCCUCGCGCUCCUCGUCUACGCGGCCUCCGCGCUGCACCUCGACCGCGCCCGCGCCCGCUGCCGCGGCGCGCUCUCCCUGCUCCUCGUCGCCGCCGUCUUCGCGCAGGAGCUGCUCGUCUUCCACUUCCACUCCACCGACCACGCCGGCUUCGAGGGCCAGUUCCACUGGCUCCUGCAGCUCGUCGUCGCCGCCUGCCUCGCCACGGCGCUCCUGGGCGUCGCCUUCCCGCGGAGCUUCGUCGUGGGCCUGGUCCGGUCGGCGUGCGUCGCGUUCCACGGGGUGUGGCUCAUCGUCAUCGGCGCCAUGGUGUGGGUGCCGAGCCGUGUGCCCAGGGGCUGCUCGCUCGUGGAGGAGGACGGCCGCGUCACCGUGCGCUGCCACAGCGAGGCCAGCCUGCACCGCGCCAAGGCGCUCGCCAACAUACAGUUCGGGUGGUACCUAUCCUUCAUGACGGUUUUUGUCGUCGUGCUCUACGUCAACGUGUGCAGGAUGUAUCCUGCCGAGACAGCGGCGUACGUGCGGCUGCCGCCGGAAGCCGCCGGCGAAGAGGAGGAACACCUCAAGCGCAAGUGCGGGGUCGUAUGCUGCGACAACGACGAUGUUCAGGGAUUCACGCCCUUGGAGAUCGAGGUGUAAUGUAAUGUAAUGUAAUGUAAUGCACUGGGCCGAUUGUAGAACAUGUCCCUGCUUGUACACUUGUACAGUAGCAUACAUGUGCCAUACGGCCAUGAAUUCAUCGAUCUGUUCGUAUGAAUGUAGUCAAAAGUCAAGGUUUGAUGCACGCACUGUGUGUUCCUUU